CUUCUUUGCGAUGUGCUGUUAGAACCCACUCCAGGACUACCCCAGAAGUAGGAAGCCCGAGGCGUGGAGUGGAUGAAUAUCCCGAUGAGAGAUCCAGUGAUCCCUGGGACAAGCAUGGCUUAUCACCCCUUCUUACCUCACCGGGCCCCGGACUUUGCCAUGAGCGCCGUGCUGGGCCACCAACCCCCCUUCUUCCCGGCCCUGGCUUUGCCUCCCAACGGGGCUGCCGCCCUCUCCCUGCCCGGGGCUCUGGCUAAACCCAUCAUGGAUCAGUUAGUGGGGGCUGCAGAGACUGGUAUCCCCUUUUCUUCCCUGGGCCACCAGGCAGCAGCUCAUCUGAGGCCUUUAAAAACUCUGGAGCCCGAAGAAGAGGUGGAAGAUGACCCGAAAGUGCAUCUGGAAGCCAAAGAACUUUGGGAGCAAUUCCAUAAAAGAGGCACGGAGAUGGUGAUUACCAAAUCAGGAAGGAGAAUGUUUCCUCCAUUUAAAGUGAGAUGCACUGGACUGGAUAAAAAGGCCAAGUACAUUUUAUUGAUGGAUAUUGUGGCGGCUGACGAUUGUAGGUACAAAUUCCAUAAUUCCCGGUGGAUGGUAGCCGGCAAAGCUGACCCUGAAAUGCCAAAGAGAAUGUACAUCCACCCGGACAGUCCGGCCACCGGCGAACAAUGGAUGUCCAAAGUCGUCACUUUUCACAAGCUGAAGCUCACUAACAAUAUCUCUGACAAGCACGGAUUUACCAUUUUAAACUCCAUGCACAAGUACCAGCCCCGGUUCCACAUCGUGCGAGCCAACGAUAUCCUCAAGCUUCCCUAUAGCACGUUCAGGACCUACGUUUUCCCGGAGACGGAAUUCAUCGCAGUGACCGCAUACCAGAAUGAUAAGAUAACUCAAUUAAAAAUCGACAACAACCCUUUUGCCAAAGGUUUCCGUGAUACUGGCAAUGGAAGGAGAGAGAAAAGGGUCCCCAGGAAGGGGGUCCCGCCGUCCAGCAUCUCCAGCAGCUCCGCUCGACGUGUCCAGAUCGGCCCUCGGGGCAGGUUUCCCCAGGGGCUGGCGGGGGCAGAAGCAGCUGCCCCUGCAGUCCAUGCGGGGGGACGAAGACAGCAGACCGCCUUCAAGUGCUUUGCGCAGGCCUGUCCCGCCGCGCCGUCCGUGGGCACUUCCAGCCUCAAGGAUCUCUGCCCCAGUGAAGGGGACAGCGACGCGGACAGCAAGGACGAGGCCCUGCUGGAAGCGAACGACUCGGGCAAGAUCAGCACGACCACGGUCGCCCCCCCGGCGCCGGGCAGCUCCGCGGCGGGGGCCGCGCACCCCCGCGACAAUGCCCAGCAUCCCGAAGCUCCAGGUUUCUGCCGCGAGGAGGAGGAUGGAGCGACGCGGGAGGCGGCUGCCCUGGCGCCUGGCGGCGGCUCCCGGCGCGACGCUGCGUUCCCGCAUCCCGGAACACCGGGAUCCCCCGGGAGCGGCGGCACCAGAGGGAGGCGGGGAAGGUGCCUGUGUCCCUGCUCCGCGGCCCUGCGCGGUGCGGAGCGGGGCAGCGCGGCUCCCGCGGCCGGUGCCGUGCGGGUUCCCGGGGCCGGUGUCGCGGUCGCUCCGCCGCUCCUGCAGUGCCACCUGGUGGGGGUAGCCCGGCGGCGCGGGCCCCGCUGCUGA
Tinamus guttatus (white-throated tinamou) is the source of this 1653-nucleotide messenger RNA. NCBI's taxonomy places the organism in Eukaryota, Metazoa, Chordata, Aves, Tinamiformes, Tinamidae. The record is from RefSeq and is a predicted model, not a curated record.